CGUUCUCGUAGGUACCAUCACUCACUUUCCAGGAGCUUUGCAGAAGCACCCAUUGCUUUGCUUCACUGAGCCGGUGGCAGAGACAUCCAUCCUCGUCCCACCAGCCUCCCCCCGCCCUGAAAGAUGGUGAAGUACGGCCUCGACUACACGCGGUGCAGAUGGAUCCUACCCCUGCUCCUGGGCAUAGGUGUCAUCUUUGGUAUCAUUGCGCUGGCAGGCAGGGGCUGGCUGGAGUCGCAGACCUUGCCCUACGUGCAGCAAGCGUCGUUAUGGGAGAGCUGCAGGAGGCCUGGGCCGGGUGGGGAAUGGACCUGCGAGUCCCUCAUGGGUUACGCUUGGGGAAGAGCUGCUGCUGCCACAUACCUGGUCGGCUUUAUACUUCUAGUCAUCUGUUUUGCUCUGGCCAUCAUAGCAUUUGCCAUUGACACACUUCGGUUCAACUUCAUACGUGGGAUUGGAGGCUUGCUUUUUGUCGCUGCUGUGUUCUCCAUCAUGGGCCUGGUCAUUUAUCCAGUAAAGUUCUCGACUGAAAUUGAUAUGACGGGGAUCAAUAUGUUCAGCUGGGCCUACGGCUUCGGCUGGACCACCGCCAUUAUGGAAAUAUGCUUGGGAUUCUUCUUCUGCUGCCUUCCUAACUAUGAAGAUCAGAUCUUGGGUAAUGUGAAGCCCACAUAUUUUUACUCUUCCCCAUAAGCACCAGGAAAAAUGCGUUAGUAUUCCAGAGAUAUCUGACAGACCAACUACAUUUUCCAGAAUAUUGUCAUCAGCUGUUAGUUGAAAAGGCUGGAAACUUUUCAAAUACAUGUAGAGAAAUGGUACUGGCACUCUACAAUAAAGUUAUCUACUCUGUUUUGGACCUUCAUAUCUGAUGUGGGUUGAUUAGAUAAAGCCUAAACAUGAAAAAAACUUGUGUUUACUCAUUCAUUCCCAUGAGUGGGGUGUAUGUGUAUUCCAUUGCAUCUUAAAUGCAUUCAUAUUACUAAUUACAUUCAGAAAAGCUUUUUAAACUGCCAAUAAACAAAACAAGCUUCUUCCUGAAGGAAAGCAGCUCACAAAUAUCCCAUUUUGUAUGUAUCAUCUUUAACUUGAAGAUAUUGCACAUUUUUCAAUAAAAUACCUUUAUCACUGGCUGCCAAAUUAGUAAAUUAGUCAGCCAGCACUUCACAUCUUUGCUUCCAUUUUUCAUUCAUUCACUUAAGCUGUAGGCACAGGGUAAGGAAAGUAUGAGAAAAAGCUCCCUACCCAAGCCAGCAUCUUGACUUUUGCCCAUCCAUGUGGAAUUUAAGUAUUUAUUUCUAAAUAUUUGCAAGGGUAAGCAAGGACUGUCAGUAAACCCUUAAAAAUCUUGGCAUGCUAUUUUUGGGGCCAGUGCAGAGCAGGCAGAAGCAGAGGGGAUUUCAAGUCACCUCUGCAACCUACAGACCUGGUUUGAAGAGGGUCCUGGUGUGGCUUUCUUCAUGGGUGUCUGCCUCUUUUCUCCACUGUAUCAAAAUCUAUGGCUUAAAAAGCUCUGUUAUAAUGGUCCAGCUCUUUUAUCCAGAGUAGAAGAGUCAGGAAGGGCUUAAACAGAGGUAUGUUUCCCCUACAUGUCAGGAGUUGAGCAUAUCAAAUAUUUUUUAGAAGGACCAUUUUUCACUGAUUUGCUGUUCAUAAGUAUUUUAAAAGUGGAAAGUGUAUACUAUUUUAUGUAACUGGAAAAUGCAUAAAUACCCCUUACCAAUGCAUACUAAGGCUCUCACAGAGAAAAUCACAUCAUAAAACCCCUUUCAGUAUCUUGUACUCCACAGUGGCACAAGCCUUGAUAUAUUGCAAGCAAUUAAGUGUAUACUCAAGACUCUGCUGGUUUCUGCCUUGUUAAUCCUAACUUUAUAAUGUUCCAUUUUUUUCUCUUAAGUGAAAAAAUGGAUACUUUUGCUGUGUGGAAAAAGAAGUCUAGUCAAAAUCCUUAGCUGCAGGGGAUUAUUAGCUUGUAACACAUCUGCAGGUUUUUAACUAUGUGCACUUCAUGGAAAGUGCCCUGCCAAAUGUUCUUUACUGCAAAGAGUGAGAGGUAGAAAAAAAAUUAGUAAAGGUUCUGCAUAGCUAAAAUUAAUAAAGUCCCAGGACUUAACCUGUUUUUUUGAAGCAGCUAACUUCAUUUACUUUUAUAGAGUGUCUUCCAACCUCAAUCAAUAAAUAUAAGAGAUGUAUCAGACCAAUGGGGAGGGUAUAUGCAACAGGGAAUAGUUAGUCAAGAACUUGCAAAUACAUUAAGAAGGUGUUUCCUAGUUGGAAGGAAAUUAAAAUGAAAUAGAGUUGAGAAAGCAGUUUGUAUAAAAUGUCUUGAAAUUCUUUUUGUAAUGCUAUCUG
Molecule: messenger RNA, 2349 nt
Organism: Falco peregrinus (peregrine falcon)
Lineage: Eukaryota; Metazoa; Chordata; Aves; Falconiformes; Falconidae
Product: p53 apoptosis effector related to PMP-22-like
Exons: 3
Coding region: 124-693 (189 amino acids)
Biological process (GO): cell-cell adhesion
Cellular component (GO): membrane; cell-cell junction
Source: RefSeq, a predicted model, not a curated record